UGCAAACAUUUAAAACAAACAUACACUGCAGAUAAACCAGACCAAAGUCUGUGUAACCCUUUCCCAAAUACCAACGUUUCUGGUUCUGGAUGCAUUUUGUUCAGCAACCGCUUUUGGAAAAUCACCUAAAUUUUGCUGGAUAGAUUCUGGUCUGUGCAAACAUGACCGUUUUAAAUGAAUCAAAUGAUGUUAUAAAGCCAAUGAUUGGCUCAAACGUUAAUGAAGAGACAGAGAAAGCUGUUGUGAAAACGAAAUCAUUGCUACCAAUUAACCUGAAGAUGUUUAUUGCAGCUUUAUCAUUGUCUUACUUUGCAAAAUCACUUUCUGGAAGCUACAUGAAAAGCACCAUUACACAGAUUGAAAGGAGGUUCGAUAUCUCAACAUCUGUAGUUGGAACCAUUGAUAGCUGCUUUGAAGUUGGAAAUUUACUAAUAAUUGCAUUUGUGAGCUAUUUUGGUGCCAGACUGCACAGACCCAAGGGGAUUGCAGCAGGGAGUUUCGUGAUGGCAGCUGGAUGCUUCAUUAUGGCAAUGCCGCACUUUCUGAUGGGACACUAUAAAUAUGAAACAGCAAAAGUUGCAAGAGUAUUUAAUGAAUCAUCAGGCAUUGCCAUGUGUACACCUGAGCAAUCCCAGGUUUCCAUUUCAGAAUCCAUAGACAGCAUGGCGGGAAUUCAAAGAUCAGAAUGUGAAAAGCAUGGUGGAUCUCUCAUGUGGGUAGUUGUGUUAAUUGGAAACCUGUUGCGUGGAAUAGGAGAAACACCUAUCAUACCUCUAGGAUUAUCGUAUAUUGAUGAUUUUGCUAAAGAAGAAAAUUCUGCAUUUUAUGUUGGUAUUGUACAGACUGUCUCUGUUAUCGGCCCACUAGCUGGCUAUAUGUUGGGCUCUCUCUGUGCCAAACUAUAUGUUGAUAUUGGAUAUGUGAAUCUAGACGACCUAUCUAUUGGGCUUCAGGAUAUUCGCUGGGUAGGUGCAUGGUGGCUUGGUUUUUUGGUAGUUGGUGCCGUGCAUUUCUUCACAGCUAUUCCAUUCUUAUUCUUACCUAAAUCUUUACCAAAGGAAGGAGAAGGAAGCCAAGACAUUGUCAGAAAAUCUGAAGCAUCAACAUCUGUUUGUGAGUUAAAUCCAGAUGUAAAUAUCAUGCCAGCAGAACAUGAGGCAACAAUAUCUGAGAUUAUCAAAGAUUUCCUUCCAUCCUUAAAGAGACUUAUGGGCAAUAGUCUUUAUGUUCUUUAUCUUGUUAUCACUGUUUUAAAGUUCAAUGCCUUUGUUGGAAUGAUAACAUACAUGCCAAAGUACAUGGAACAGCAAUAUGGAGGAUCUGUUUCAAAAGUGAAUUUCUUAAUUGGAAUAUUUAAUUUACCAAUCUUGGCAAUAGGAAUUUUCCUUGGUGGCCUGAUCAUGAAAUAUUUUAAGCCAAACUUGGCUACUGCUGCAAUAUUAGGAUUUUUGACUUCCCUUGUGGACUAUUUUCUAACCAUUGGAAUGUUUGGAAUGUACUGUGACAAUGCUCAAGUGGCUGGAAUCACAGUAACCUAUGAAGGAAUUAAACAAUUGUCUUUUAACGAAAAUACUUUAUUAUCUGAUUGCAAUUUCAACUGCUCAUGUUCAGCGAAAACGUGGGACCCAGUCUGUGGAGUGGAUGGUAUUGCAUACGUAUCUCCUUGUCUAGCUGGUUGUGCAUCAUCAAAUGGAACAGCUAGAAAUGAAAUAUUCCACAACUGCAGUUGUAUUGCAUCUCUAAAUCCACAAUCAGGAAACUUCUCUGCUGUUCUGGGGCAGUGCCCGAGGCAAGAAAAAUGCACUACAAUGAUGUAUGCAUUUCUCAUCACAUCCUUCUUCUGCUGUCUAGUUUAUGCUAUUGGAGUCAUACCAGGAUACAUGGUACUAAUCAGGAUCUUGAGCACUGAACUGAAAUCUUUUGGAGUGGGUGUACAUAUGUUAGUUUCAAGGUUAGCAGGUGGAAUCCCUUCUCCAAUGUAUUUUGGAGCAUUGAUUGAUACUACAUGUAUGAAAUGGGGAACCAGAACAUGUGGAGGUCGUGGGGCAUGUAGGAUGUAUGAUACUUCAUCAUUAAGGUUCAUCUACCUUGGUUUAACCACAGCAUUAAACACUGCAUCUCACAUCCCAUGUGUCAUCAUUAUCAUACUUUUAAACAAACAGAUUAAACAGACAAAACUAAAGUCUGCAACAAAUCCUGAAGCAGGAAAAAGACUCACUCAGGGAAACAUGGAACUCUCACAUCAAAGUGCCAACAGUGUAAAAAUAGAUUCUGAAGCAGUUAAAGUAUCCCGUUUGUAAGAAAUAAAAAAGACUGAUUUUUUUCUGAUGGUUGCUUCCCAACCAGGCCUUGAACAGCUAUUGGUCUUGGAAUGAUGAUUUUUCUACAAGUGACUGUUAAGGGCUUGAUGUGGAUAUUAUAAAGAGAAUGUGACAGUAUAUUCUGAAUGAUCUUCUACCUGCAUGAUAUUGUGUAAACAAUAAGGUAUGUUAGGUGCUGAUAGUUUAAUAUAUACCAUAUGAAGCUAUGAAUGAACACUGCUUCCUGAUCUUACCAUGGUUGAGUAACUAAGGUUUUGUACUUCUUACUUACUUUUCUUUCACCAGUUUUUCUACAGCAGAUCCUCAUAAACCUUGUUUAUAUUUUCCAUUAAUAAAAAUAAUCAUCAAGGGUAACUGUAA
This is a messenger RNA of Protopterus annectens (West African lungfish), 2681 nucleotides long. RefSeq names its product solute carrier organic anion transporter family member 1A2-like. Gene Ontology annotation, cellular component: membrane. NCBI's taxonomy places the organism in Eukaryota, Metazoa, Chordata, Ceratodontiformes, Protopteridae. Gene Ontology annotation, molecular function: bile acid transmembrane transporter activity; protein binding. The transcript is spliced from 16 exons. Bases 162 to 2300 code for a protein of 712 amino acids. Gene Ontology annotation, biological process: sodium-independent organic anion transport; transmembrane transport; bile acid and bile salt transport. The record is from RefSeq and is a predicted model, not a curated record.